Molecule: messenger RNA, 2064 nt
Organism: Xenopus laevis (African clawed frog)
Lineage: Eukaryota; Metazoa; Chordata; Amphibia; Anura; Pipidae
Gene: prickle4.S
Product: prickle homolog 4 S homeolog
Exons: 7
Coding region: 207-1526 (439 amino acids)
Source: RefSeq, a predicted model, not a curated record
UUGGGCUAAGAGCCAAGGGGAGGUGCAGGGCAGGUGAAGAGGAGGAGGAGGGUUACUGCUCUUUCACAGAUCCUGUUUUCUUUCUGGAGCUUCAGGUUUAUAAACGUCGGGUGCUGAGUCCACAACUACGUUGACCCAACUGCUGUAGACCCAACUAAUCCGCACAGAGUUGUUAUUGCUUUUGAUGCCAUUAUCCAACAGAUUACAUGGCACCAGAAAGUGUAUCACCAGCAAUAACUUCACAAUCCACUGCCAGAACAGCAUCCUCUUCUGACAGUGACUCGGGCUGUGCAAUUGAGGAUUUCUCUGAACUUGAGGUGCCUGCAAAUCUAACAUUGGCUGCAAGUGGGGUCCGGGAACUGAAGAUCAUUAGGACACUUCUACAUUUGCUGCCCCCACAAGAUUGGGAUGAGAGAUUCUGCACAGCUCUGGGUGAGCAUGAACGGAGCGAGCUGCAGAAACUCAUUGCUCAGAGGAGACUGCAUUCUAUGCGGCACGGGGUUAUUGUACCUGUAACUCAAGAGACACCAGAUACCCUCUGUGUCAGAUGCCACUGUCAGAUCGCAGUAGGGGAUACUGCUGUGCAGUCAGAAAAGGUGCAAGAGAAGGGCCUUCAUUGGCAUCUGGGAUGUUUUGUCUGUGAAACCUGCCGCCUGCCCCUGUUGCAGUUUAUUUAUUUUCUACAGGAUGGGAGAAUCUACUGUGGCCGGCAUCAUGCAGAACUCAGCAGAUCUCGCUGUGCAGCCUGUGACCAGCUAAUAUUGUCAGAGAAAUGCAUUGUAGCAGAAGGCCAUUGCUGGCACAUGGAGCAUUUCUGUUGCUGGGAAUGUGAUGAGGUGCUUGGGGGACGUCGAUAUGUAAUGAAAGGUGGGCGACCAUUCUGCAAGGGCUGCUUCCUUCAUCUGUAUGCUGAAAGCUGUGAGGCUUGUCGGGAGCCAGUUGAUCCUGAUGGAGAUAUUGUAGCCUUUAGGGGACAGUACUGGCAUGCUUUACCCUCCUGUUUUUGCUGCACCCGCUGUAGAACAUCUCUUAAGGGAUCACGGUUUACGGUGGUUGAUAACCAAAUAUAUUGCUCAUCCUGUGCUACAGGAGAAAUCCAGAUUUUAAACAAUCACACGUGUUUUACGAAGAGCCGAACAAAAACGUCAAGUCAGCAAUACAACCUUCAGUGGGGCAGUUCUCAUUAUCAGCAUGGGCACCAGGGUUACACAACAACUGUUGCUAUAAAUAUCUCAAUGAAGGACUCGUGCUCUAUUACCGACUGUCAUGGGGGAUGUUCAGCACUGUGUAGGGACAUGACUAAUAAUGAACCUCUCCCCCAACUCCAUGAACCACAUGACGCAACUGAAGAUGAUACCAUCUCUUACUCUUCUACAUCAACUUCAUCAGACUCUGAGCCAGAGGGAUUUUUUCUAGGAACUCCUAUUCCAAAUUAUUCUCUUUCCAGGCAGAGUCCCUCUCCAGUAUGUUCGAAAAACAGCUCCUUGAAAAGGAGGCAGAUAUCAAAGAACUGUAAGGUAUCCUAAUGUCAUUGAAAGUUAAGAGAGGUUAAUAGUCUUUCUUCAGAAAAAAAAAAUUACCUUUUUAGGAUUACAACUAAUGCCCCUUGUAGAGAAACCCUUUUUUGGAAAUCCAGGUAAAGUCACAUUUGUGAUAACUUUUUUUUUUUUUUUUUUUUAAGUCAACCCUACUUAAUCUUAAAUUUAAUAAACAAAAUUGUCAGACGCAAAGGUGUGUUUAUGGUAUUCCUAAAUUUAAACUAGAAUAAAAACAUCUGAAAACUUGUAAAAUAGUUUGGAGGAGUAGCAAAAUUGUAGGCUACCAUAUUUAAAAUGCAAACAUUAUAGAGGAGGAGCACAUUUUCAGUUAGAAAUUAUGUUCUGAACACUAAAUAAAUAGUACUGGAGAAUCAACAAAUUAAUUUUGCUUACAUCCUGAAUGCUGUAGGAGUUUUGUGCUAUUAACCCAAAAAUGUGGUCACUGCAGCGUGAAAUAUGUAUUCCCCAAGUCAAAUUUCUGUGAACUGUUAAUUUGUGUUUAUUAAAGUACAAAAUGGUUAUAUUA